AUGUCCGACCUUAUUCGAGACGCCCCUCUCGGGCAACUCAUUCGAUACUUGACAGGGAACAAAGUACUUCAGUACCCUGAAGAAAAGCCUGACUUCAUCUGUCCAGAUUACUACUCACACCCCUCCUCAGAGGAAGUGACCAAACAAUACUCCAAGAUCGUUCCGUCGCUUCCAUCUCGCAACGACUCUGUCAAGGAUGAUUCGGAGAAAGAAACAGUGGAACCUGACAGAGAUCUCCACCUGACAAGGACAGAGACCGACCGAAGCCACCAUGAAUUGAGCAAGACAAACACCAACAGAUCUGCUCUAUCGCGAGUGGGAUCUCGCCUUGCUCUCGAACAUUCAAAAACCAGAGAAGAUCUCGAGCAAGCUUUCGCCAUCGCAUCCCAGCCAGCUCAUCGGCCUGAGCCAAUCAUCCCUGUUCGCACCGCAGAUGGAGUCAUUCUCGUGGACUGGUACACCACUGACGACAAGGCGAAUCCUCAAAAUUGGUCCAACACGAAGAAAGGCUUGGUCACACUGCUCAUCUGUAUCUAUACUACAGCUGUCUACACAGGAUCUGCGAUCUACGCACCUUCUGCUGAAGGCGUCAUGGAGCGUUUCCACGUUUCAGCAACAGCAGCUGCUCUUGGUAUCGCGCUCUUUGUCUUUGCUUAUGGACUCGGGCCACUGCUCUUCUCUCCGCUUUCAGAGAUUCCCAAGAUCGGCAGGAAUCCGCCUUACAUCAUUACAUUUGCCAUUUUCACCAUUUUGUGUGUGCCGACAGCCCUCGUGGACAACUUUGCUGGACUCAUGGUGCUGAGAUUCUUGCAAGGCUUUUUCGGUUCUCCUAUUCUCGCUACAGGUGGUGCUAGUCUGCAAGACAUGUUCUCACUCAUCAAGUUACCUUAUAUCCUCUGUUGUUGGGCAGCAGCAGCUUGUAUUGGUCCUGCUCUUGGUCCCAUCAUCUCUGGCUUCAGUGUUGCAGCUAUGAAUUGGAGAUGGUCUCUCUGGGAAAUGCUUUGGCUUGCGGCACCUGUUUGGAUCACACUCUUCCUUUUCCUGCCCGAGACAUACCCAGAGACCAUCCUCUUGCGUCGUGCUCAGCGACUCAGAGCUCUCACUGGAAAUGAGAACUUGAAAGCUCAGUCUGAGAUCAACCAAGCUCAACGUAGCUUCAACAAUCUGGUCGUCGAAGCUUUAUGGCGCCCUCUUCAAUUAAUCGCCCUGGAUCCAGCUAUCGCCUACGCCGACCUCUACAUCGCUCUCUGUUACGCAAUCUUCUACUCCUUCUUUGAAGUCUUCCCCUUGGUCUAUAUCGCCCGCUACGGCUUCAACGUCGGAGAAAUGGGUCUCGUAUUCCUCAGCAUCGCCGUCGGCGUCGUCAUCUCAAUAGCAGGCUACUACGCCUACCUCUACUACGUUGUCGAACCCGAGAUCCGAGAACACGGCUUGGGUGCUCCCGAGCGUCGAUUGAUUCCAGCUCUGUUCUCUAGUUUCCUCGUCCCCAUUGGCCUGUUCAUCUUUGCAUGGACUGGCGAUGGCAAGAUUCACUGGAUCGUCAGUUGUGUUGGUAUCGUUGUCAAUAUGGUCGGUGUGUUUAUUCUCUUCCAGUGUGUGUUUGUUUAUCUGCCUAUGGUAUAUCCUGCGUAUGCUGGAAGUCUUUUUGCAGGUAACGAUACCAUGAGGUCUACACUUGCAGCUGCAGCCAUCUUGUUCUCACGCCCGAUGUUCUUGGGCUUGGGAGUUGGAGGAGGUGUGAGUUUGCUUGCUGGACUCACGACUCUGUGCAUCGGUGGCAUAUUCAUCCUGUUCUUCUAUGGUGAGAGAUUGAGAGCGAAGAGUCGCUUUGCUGCAAAGUGA
Molecule: messenger RNA, 1842 nt
Organism: Aureobasidium namibiae CBS 147.97
Lineage: Eukaryota; Fungi; Ascomycota; Dothideomycetes; Dothideales; Saccotheciaceae
Product: benomyl/methotrexate resistance protein
Exons: 2
Coding region: 1-1842 (613 amino acids)
Biological process (GO): xenobiotic detoxification by transmembrane export across the plasma membrane
Molecular function (GO): fluconazole transmembrane transporter activity
Source: RefSeq, a predicted model, not a curated record